AUGUGCCAGGAACCGGUCCGAGCCUGCGGGAUCUGCAAUACACGGGAGCAGAAAGCAAUACCCACCGCCAGACGAAGUGCUGUGCCUUGGGUUCCUGACCACUACCGCUGUCUGAUAAGCCUCUCUAAUACAAGUCGUUGGUCACAGGUCAUAAGCAACCUCUUAAGGUCUGGUUUACCAGCAGGACAAGGCUGCCAGGGUGUUUGCAGGGAUCUGUAUCCAACACACUCCUCCGGAGGCACACAGGAUCUGCACGGCGCCAUCACCGUGCGCUGGACCCCUGCGACACUGCACCCAGAGCAGCAGAAAGAGCAAGAGCUUGAUUCGAAAGAUGCUAUCAUACUGCAUCAGUUUUCAAGGCCUACCAACGGUGUUCCGAGCUUAUCUCCGUUCUGUCUGAAAAUGGAAACUUACUUAAGGAUGGCUGAUCUGCCCUACCAGAACUAUUUUGAUGGAAAACUUUCCCCUCAAGGGAAAAUGCCUUGGAUUGAAUACAAUCACAAGCAAGUGUCUGGCACUGAGUUCAUUAUUGACUUUUUGGAAGAGAAACUUGGAGUGAAUUUAAAUAAACACCUUGGUCCGCAUGAAAGAGCUGUUUCCAGAGCCGUGACAAAAAUGGUGGAGGAGCACUUCUACUGGACUUUAGCUUAUUGCCAAUGGGUGGAAAAUCUUCACGAGACGCAAAAGAUGGUUUCACUUUUUGGCCCCUUCAGUGACUUGCUGAAGUGGAUCCUCUGCCAUCUGACCAAAGGGAUUGUGAAACGGGAAAUGUACGGCCAUGGCAUUGGCCGCUUCUCAGAGGAGGAGAUGUACACGCUGAUGGAGAAGGACAUGCGGACUCUAGCAGGCCUCCUCGGUGACAAGAAGUACAUUAUGGGACAAAAUGUUUCCACUGUUGAUGCCACUGUCUUCGGGCAUCUGGCACAGGCAAUGUGGACGUUACCAGGGACUCGACCAGAGAGACUGAUCAAAGGUGAACUGAUUAACCUUGCUAUGUAUUGUGAAAGAAUAAGGAGGAAAUUUUGGCCAGAAUGGCACCAUGAUGAUGAUAACACUCUGUACGAAUCUGAGGAAAGCAGUGAAGCAAGCAAGACUUACUCCCCUUUGCAGGACUUCAGUUUUUAUUCAAGGACAGAAACAUUUGAUGAGGAAGGGAACAGUAUUUCGCAAACCCCUGACACAGAUUACACUGGACACUCCCUCUUUGAUUCGGAUGUGGACAUGGAUGACUACAGAGAUCAUGAACAAUGCAAGUGA
This is a messenger RNA of Charadrius vociferus (killdeer), 1257 nucleotides long. It is a transcript of the gene FAXC, whose product is annotated as failed axon connections homolog (Drosophila). Gene Ontology annotation, cellular component: cytoplasm. The record is from RefSeq and is a predicted model, not a curated record. Lineage: Eukaryota; Metazoa; Chordata; Aves; Charadriiformes; Charadriidae. The transcript is spliced from 7 exons. The coding region runs from base 1 to 1257 and encodes 418 amino acids.